Choloepus didactylus (southern two-toed sloth) is the source of this 2614-nucleotide messenger RNA. It is a transcript of the gene DNAI2, whose product is annotated as dynein axonemal intermediate chain 2. The record is from RefSeq and is a predicted model, not a curated record. The transcript is spliced from 14 exons. Bases 277 to 2094 code for a protein of 605 amino acids. Gene Ontology annotation, biological process: cilium movement; outer dynein arm assembly. Gene Ontology annotation, molecular function: dynein heavy chain binding; dynein light chain binding. Gene Ontology annotation, cellular component: outer dynein arm. Lineage: Eukaryota; Metazoa; Chordata; Mammalia; Pilosa; Megalonychidae.
CCGGGGUUGCUAGGCAACGGGUAAACUCCGCGACUGCGAGCCGUUUGAGAAGCGCUAGAGCCGGGACCGCGGCUCCGGCGCGUCCCCAUUGUCCGAGCAGAGGGAGGAGCGGAGAGAGGGAGCCGGCUGUCUGGCAGCAAUUGUCUUUGAAAGGAGGAGACAGGCAGCCCGUAACUGCCGGAGUCGAGCAGCCUUGCGUGGGAGCCCUGGACAGCAGCCUCGUUGCCCAUCAGAGCGGUGGCAGAGGGGGCGAGUUGAAUUGAAGCACCUGGCACCAUGGAGAUCGUGUACGUGUACGUCAAGAAGCGCAGCGAGUUCGGGAAGCAGUGCAACUUCUCGGAUCGCCAGGCUGAGCUGAACAUUGACAUCCCGCCCAACCCCGACCUGGCCGAGCAGUUCAUAGAGCGGAACCCCGUGGACACGGGCAUCCAGUGCUCCGCGAGCAUGUCGGAGCAUGAGGCCAACACGGAGCGGUUCGAGAUGGAGACCCGAGGGGUAAACCAUGUUGAGGGAGGGUGGCCCAAGGAUGUGAACCCCCUGGAGCUGGAGCAGACGAUCCGCUUCCGGAAGAAAGUGGAGAAGGACGAGAACUACAUCAAUGCCGUCGUGCAGCUCGGCUCGGUCAUGGAGCACUGCAUCAAGCAGAACAACGCCAUCGACAUCUACGAGGAGUAUUUCGACGACGACGAUGCCGUGGAGGUGACUGAUGAGGCCCCUUCAGCUAAAACCAUCAACGUUUUCAGGGAUCCCCAAGAAAUCAAGCGGGCAGCCACACACCUCUCCUGGCACCCCGAUGACAACAGGAAGUUGGCAGUGGCAUACUCUUGCUUGGAUUUUCAACGGGCACCGGCGGGCAUGAGUUAUGACUCAUACAUCUGGGACCUGGAAAACCCCAACAAGCCUGAAAUUGCCCUGAAGCCAUCUUCUCCUCUCAUCACCUUGGAGUACAACCCCAAGGAUUCCCACAUCCUCCUGGGAGGAUGCUACAACGGGCAGAUCGCCUGUUGGGACACCCGAAAGGGCAGCCUGGUGGCAGAGCUGUCCACCAUCGAGUUCAGCCACCGAGACCCUGUGUACGGCACCAUCUGGCUGCAGUCCAAGACGGGCACCGAGUGCUUCUCAGCGUCCACAGAUGGGCAGGUCAUGUGGUGGGACAUCCGAAAGCUAAGCGAGCCCACAGAGGUGGUGAUCAUGGACAUCACCAGAAAGGAGCUGCUGGAAAAUGCCUUGGGGGCCAUUUCCCUGGAGUUUGAGUCGACUUUGCCGACCAAGUUCAUGGUGGGCACAGAACAGGGCAUCGUCGUCUCCUGCAACCGCAAGGCAAAGACGGCAGCCGAGAAGAUCGUAUGCACCUUCUCGGGGCACCACGGUCCCAUCUAUGCCCUGCAGAGGAACCCCUUCUACCCAAAGAACUUCCUGACUAUUGGCGACUGGACGGCCCGCAUCUGGUCUGAAGACAGCCGGGAAUCAUCCAUCAUGUGGACCAAGUACAACAUGGCCUACCUCACCGACGGUGCCUGGAGCCCGGUGAGGCCAGCGGUUUUCUUCACCACCAAGAUGGACGGAACCCUGGACAUCUGGGACUUUGCGUUCAAGCAGUGCGAUCCAGCCCUCAACCUGAAGGUGUGUGACGAGGCCCUCUUCAGCCUGCGCGUGCAGGACAACGGGUGUCUCCUCGCCUGCGGCUCCCGGCUGGGGACCACCACCCUGCUGGAGGUCUCCCACGGGCUCUGCACCCUCCAGAGGAACGAGAAGAACAUAGCUUCCUCCAUGUUUGAACGCGAGACCCGGCGGGAGAAGCUCCUGGAGGCGAGGCACCGAGAGAUGCGGCUGAAGGAGAAAGGCAAGGCCGAGGGCCAGGAGGAGGACUCGAAGGGGGGCGAGCCCGCCGUCAACCUGGAGGAGCUGCUCCGCGCGGCCGAGCAGGAGUUCUUCGACGUCAUCUUCGCAGAGCUGAGGAAGAGGGAGGCGGAGGCCGUGAAGAAGAAGCCAAAGUCGGCGGGGUCCGAGAAGCGAAGUCUGGAGAUGGGUGAAGAGAUGGAGGAAGAUGAUGGAGGAGAGGCAGAAGGGAGUCAAGAAGAGACAUUUGCCUAGAAGCAGCCUUGGGCUGCAGCCCUUCGCUCACCUGCCUCUGCUCCCCACCUGCUGGUUUUGCUCUGGUCUUACAAGUGGGGGCUGAGCUCCUCCCUUAGAGCUUUCCUAGGGAGGGAUCGGGGGAGGCUGGGAGAGCACCCAGGCCCCCGGCAAGCCCUUUUUCCCACAAAUUGUUGGCCCCCAUGGACUCACUGCAGUGAGCCCCAAGCAGCCCCUGGGAGGAAGACGAGAGGCAGGCUUAUCCCAGAGCCAGCUCCCCAAGGCCAACUCCACACGGAGCCCACACAGCCUUCCAGCUGGCCCAGGGGAUCCCCUUGAUUCAGCAACUCGAGGACCUCCCCAACAAUCAUUUUCCCUCACACGCUCACGAAGCCUCAGCUGGACUCAGCAGGGCUUGGGAAAGACUCAUGAUGGGGAAAAGGGGUUCUCCUUCCACCAUGCUGACCCUCUCCCUUCCGCAUACGAAUUGGAAACAGAGAAAGUUCCAUCCACUGAUAAAACAUUGUUCAAAGUCACUCCA